UUACCUUGAUUAUUGAGAGUUGCUGGUAAAAUUUGCCUUUGGCUCACGCCGGGAAAACGACCGUGUCAAACACCACGUCUCCUCCGGAGCUCCCGUUUGGCACGCUAGAAAAAAUAAAAAGGCGUUUUCCUGGAAACUUGAUUUAUUACGUUUUUAGAGUUCCAUCCAAGAUCAAAACUGAGAAUCUCCGCCUCUACUCUACUCUCUCUGUUGUCCAAAAAUGUCAGGUAAUAUCAAUAUUGGAUUACCAAUGGAUAAAUUAUCUAUUGGAUCAGUAGAACUAGAGGAAUCACCCAAAACACAACCCAAGGACACAACGUAUGUGGUUUUAGUAUCAACUGGAAGUUUUAAUCCUCCUACUUAUAUGCAUUUGCGCAUUUUUGAGCUGGCAAGAGAUGCUCUAAACUCCGAAGGAUUCUGUGUCAUUGGUGGUUGGGUUAGUGGUUGCUCAAAGUGGUUAUCUUUUUUACAGAGCCUCAUAUCUGCUAAACAUCGUAUUGAAAUGUGUCAUCUGGCUUGCAGAAGUUCAGAGUUUAUAAUGGUGGAUCCCUGGGAGGCCAGUCAAGAUACCUUCCAACGCACGUUGACUGUUUUGUGUAGAAUCAAAAGUUCUUUGUGUGACAGUGGAAGGAUCUCUGGAGAAUCCCUAAAGGUCAUGCUUGUUUGUGGUUCUGAUCUGCUAGAAUCUUUUAGCAUUCCCGGAGCUUGGAUUCCUGAGCAGGUGAGGACUCUAUGUAGAGACUUUGGUGUGGUUUGCAUUCACAGAGAAGGUCAGGAUAUUGAGAAAGUUAUCUCUAAUGAUGAUAUUUUAAAUGAGUACAAGACUAACAUCAAAGUUGUUGAUGAACUUGUACCAAACCAGAUCAGUUCAACACGAGUAAGGGACUGCAUUUUGAGAGGGUUGUCAGUAAAAUAUCUAACGGCUGAUGAAGUGAUUAAUUAUAUCAAACAGCACCGUCUGUACUUGGACUCCACAGUCUAAUGGUCAUGAUAGCAUAGGCAUUGAUACUGGACAUUCCACAACAGGUUUUUCAGAUCUUUAUUUUGUGAGAUUCAUACUAUGCAUUUCUUGGAGGAGUUGUAAUAACAGAAAUCAUGCAAAGUCAAUAUUAAAUCAAUACUAAUUGCUCUCCAUUUAGUUUCAA
Messenger RNA from Camellia sinensis, 1145 nucleotides. The record is from RefSeq and is a predicted model, not a curated record. NCBI's taxonomy places the organism in Eukaryota, Viridiplantae, Streptophyta, Magnoliopsida, Ericales, Theaceae.